Molecule: messenger RNA, 3471 nt
Organism: Prorocentrum cordatum
Lineage: Eukaryota; Dinophyceae; Prorocentrales; Prorocentraceae
Source: the annotation of a GenBank genome assembly
AGCGCUUGGCUCGAGCUGUGGCUGCCGCGGCCCCCGGCAGCCUCUCCGUAGGUAACGACCGCGGCUGCCGCUCUCCCAGCGCUCCCCUCUGCCGCGACCACCGUCGCUCGCCAGCCCGGAUGCGGCGCGUAUGCACCAGGUCGGGAAGAGGCGGCUCGCCAAGUACCUCAGGAAGUACAUCAAGGAUUUCAACCCCGACCAGGUCUCCUCGCGCCUUUUGAGCGGAGAGAUUGAGCUCCGCGACCUGGAGCUGGAGGUUGCGCCGCUCAACGAGGCCCUGGCGGGCGCCCUCCCUUACACGCUCGAGCUGCAGGCUGCCUCCUGCAGCUCCGUGCGCGUGGAGGUGCCUUGGACGGCGCUGCGCGGGCGCCCCGUGUGCGUCAGCGUUGGCAGUUGUCGCGCCCGGGUCCAGGUGCACGGCCAGGACGACCCAGAGUGGGCGAGGACUGCGGCUCUGCGGUCGCGGGAGGCGCUCGCGGAGGCGACCGCCAAGACCGAGGGCAGGGCCGAGAAGGUCGACGGGGAGGAGCAUGCCCGGCGGACCAACAGGUUGUCGGACACGAGGAUCGUGAUCACGGACGGCCUGGUUGUGACACUCGAGUCACUCGAGCUCGUCGUCGUCUCCGCCAAGCCCACACACCGACCUGGCGGUAGCGAGGGGCUCGGCAGCGCCUCGCCGCUGUCCGAGCCGCCCACGCAGCCAGCCCCGCUGCCUGUCUGGGAGAUCCUGGCUUGCGACCUGGCAUUCGGACCACGCGCCUGUCCUGGCAGCCGAAUCAGCCGACGCCCUGGUGCCGCCCGGGAGCAGACGCCUACAUGGACGACGGUGCGCAGGCAGCUGACCAUCGGCUCAGUGGAGGUUCGUUCCAUGCCCAACCGCGCGUCGUCCUCGACUCCCCCCUGCCACCAGGAAAGCGCCUCGGUCUCCACCAGCGGCGUCGUCGUGGAACUGCUGGAGUGGCACGACGUCGGGCACCUGCUUGGCAGCGGGUCGCCGAGCAUCAGCGAAUUCCCCCGCGAGGUGCGUGCGGACGUGCACGUGCCGAGCGCAGAGGUCCGUUGCAGCCAGGCACAGCUCGCCGCCCUCGCCGCGCUCGGCCUGGACGCCGCCGCGCCGCCGCAGGUUCCUGUAGAGGCGCUGCCCCCGGACGCAGUCCACCUCCACGGCGGUCAUCCCAGUCUUGCCGAGGCCGUGGAGGAAGCUCGGGCGCGACGCGCUGCCAAGAAGCGCUCGAUGUGGGCCACCCAGGCGACGGGCACGGCGUCGCUAUCGCCGGAGCAGCUCAAGGAGAGCGCCUCGGCCAUGGCGCAGCGAGCUGCCGUAAGUGCCAUGAGCACCGCAAAGAGAAGUGGCGUCAUGGCGACGCAGGGCGCCAGUGCGGCCAAGGUGAUGGCGGCGCAGGGCGUGACGAGGGCCGCUACCGCUGCGACAGGUGCACGAGCCAGCGCUUCGGCCGCCGCCACCAGGGCUGCUGCAGGCGCGGCCGUGGCGAGGCAGAAAGUCUCGCUGGGCGGCACGAUGGCCGCAAGGGCGGCGGCAGCUGCGCGACAAGCCGCCGAGCGGAAGGCGAGCGUGCUCAGAGGCAGCAAGAGUGCUGGACCGCAGCCAUGCCAUCCCUUUCUCGACGACGACGCGGCGCUGCAGGCCGCGCUGGCCCUCAGCGCGGAGGAGGCCGACGCAGCCGCAGCCGCAGAGGAGAUAGCCGCGGAGGACGAGAGGUCCGAGCACGGGGACGGCGCCGCGCCCGCCUCCCGCGAAGGCGGCCAGUGCAGCUCCGGGAGCUCCGACGAGCAGGACGCUUGGGCCGAGGCUUUGGCGAGCAGGAUGGGGGGGGAGGACGACGCCGCCUCCACGGUGGGGGACGACGCCGCGGCGGACGACUUCGGGCGCCGUGGGCGCCCGCUGGAGCCCGCCGCGCGCUUGUCCACACAUGCGGGAACUGGGCCCUCGCCAAUGACGCGCCGCGCCGCCGUGCACCUGUGCAUAGCCUCCGCCAAAGUGGAGCUCGCAGUGCCAGUUGGCGGCUCUUCGGCCUCGCUGCUGCUCUGCGCCCGAGCGCUCGACGCGUCGCUGGAGGGCACGCGCCGCCUCACGGCUCCGGAGGCGCGCUGUUUGGAAAGCCUCGGCCUGGCUUCGCCGAGGGACGUCAAGGACUGCGAGGACUGCUCGAGGGCUCCGUUUGGCACCAGCGGCUCUGCUGGAGUGUGGAUAACGUUGGGCAGCGCCGAUCUGAGCUUCGCGGGCGGGGAGGAUCUCGAGGGCGGCACGGACGAGGCGGGAGGGCCAAGCGGCCGUCGCGCGCCAGAUCCCAGGCCCGUGUUCUGGACGGAGACCGGCGGAAGUACCGCGUGGCUGCUCACUGCGAGGGCGUCGAGUCGCGCAGGCCUGGACGGGAAACCUGUGCUGCGGGCAUGCGUUCACGGUGCGCGGGCGGCGCCGCGAUUGGAGGUAGUUCGAGCACUUGAAUCGUUGGUGAGAGCGCUGAGGGCGCUGCCCCCUGCGAGAGAUGAUGGAUCUGACCCUGUCAAGCACAGCAGUGGCCAGGCAAUGCAGUGGCCGGCUGGCCUCCCGAAGCUGGUGCCCACCAUUUGCGUGACUUGCCGCAACACCGUGCUAGACCUGGGCCCGGUCUCGCCGCUGGAGCCGCUCCGGGUGCUCCUGCCCGCCGCCUUCGCUUCGGUGCUGGACCCCGCGGACGGAGGCGAGCCCGAAGCGCCCGAGGGCCUGGACGUUGCGUCAGUGCCGCUCUGGCACGCCCCGGCGCCACAGGCUAGGGACGCCGUGCCCGCGCCAGACUUCCACCUCUACAGCUGCACGUGCGGCAGCAUCGGCCCUGGCGCCGAGGCUCCCGCGGGCGCCGCGGCCGGGCAGGUGGUGGCCGAGCAGCAGUGGCGGGCGACCGCCGCCGCGGGGCUCCCAGAGGUGGUCCUCCCCGCGGAGGAGCUCGCCGCGCUCUCGCGGGCCCGGGCCGAGGCGCUGGGGCAGGAGGCGCGGUGGGCGGAGCUCUCGCAGGCGCGGCCCCCGGGCGCCCGCGCGGCCUUCGUAGGCCGCGAGGCGGCCCGCCGCAUCCCCAUGGUGCGGGAGUUGCUGGAUGAGGCGGGCGGCGCCGCGUCCUGCGGGCCGCUGCGGGCCCAGCUGGAGGCCCUGCGCGCGGAGGUGGCCGACCUCCAGGAGGAGUGGCCCGAGCACGAGGAGAGGUUGCGCGUCUGCGAGCGCGAGACGGCGUCCAUGGUGGCCAAGGUGCGCGCGGGGCACGCGGCCCGCGACCUCGAGCUCCGGCGCCAGCUGGACUCCGAGCGUGCCGUCACCCAGGCUCGGAGGUUGCUGAAGGCGCUCUCCGAGCUCGUGGGCUGGCAGGAGGCCGCCAUCGCCAAGCUGCUGGCCGCGCGCGAGGCGCGCGGUGAGGCGCGCGGCGGCCCCGGCCCCACUUGAGGCGCAUGGGGUCGCGCAGUGGCCACCCACCAGCAGCA